Molecule: messenger RNA, 714 nt
Organism: Gossypium raimondii (Peruvian cotton)
Lineage: Eukaryota; Viridiplantae; Streptophyta; Magnoliopsida; Malvales; Malvaceae
Product: protein DOWNSTREAM OF FLC
Exons: 2
Coding region: 70-543 (157 amino acids)
Source: RefSeq, a predicted model, not a curated record
AUUACUCUCGUUCCCCCUCUUUGAGUAACCUAUUUUCGUAGCGCCUCUUUCAUCUCUCAAAUCAAAGCAAUGGCUACUAAGUUGUUCUUGUUGCUUGCUAUCUGUGUCCUCCCUGUGCUCGUUAAUGCAAACAAUAAAGCUUUCCAAAUCGUUGGCAGAGUUUACUGUGAUGCCUGCCGUGCUGGUUUUGAAACAUCUAAAUGCUCUUACAUCCACGGUGCAAGGGUCGAAAUCAAGUGCUUUGAUAGGCCUACAUUGAAGCUGAAAUACAGCAUCGGGGCAGAAACGGACGAAACUGGAACAUAUAACAUUGUGGUUGAAGAUGACCACGAAGACCAAAUUUGCUACGCAACACUUGUUAGCAGCCCCAUUCCCAGCUGCAGAAUUGUGGACCCUAGACGUAAUAAGGCCACUGCUAUUCUGACCCGCAGCAAUGGUGCCAUUUCCAACCUUCACUAUACAAAUGCAAUGGGAUUCCUCCAGGAUACGGUAGCGGAUGGUUGCCAAGAACUGCUCCUCAAGUUGCUGCAGGAUGAUGAAUAAAUAAUUUACAUGAUCUUCACGAUUUAGCUUCUUUUAUUUUUCCUAGACUUUAGGACGCAAUUCAUAAUGAUGAUGUUGUUGAUCGAUCUAUGUUCACCUGCCAUUUUCUUGAUGAUCGGUUUUAUAUAAUCUCUUGUGCUCAUUAAUAAAAAAACUAUUUUAGAUUAUUUC